AUGCAGUCCUUCCGAUUCCAAAUGCCACGCGCAGUGCGCGCCUUCUCCACCACCGCUCCCCGCCCACUCGCCAGAAUGCAGAUUAUCGGCCGUUUGGCUGACACCCCAGAGGUGUUCGCGACAUCGAACGGAAAGGAGAUUGUGAGAUAUGCGCUUGGUGUGCAGCAGGGGCCAAGAGAUGCGGAGGGCAACAGGACGACGAGCUGGUUCAGAGUUGCGAGCUUUCAGGAGGGGCCUCAGAGGGACUUGCUGUGCAGUCUGCCAAAGGGCACCCAACUCUACGUGGACGCAGAUGCUCGCAUGGACACAUACGAGGUCGACGAUGGCCAGAAGAGAACAGCUCUCAACCUUUUGCAGCGCAGCUUCGAGACCCUCAGCCGACCAAAGAACCAGCAAGACGGCGCCAGCGAAGCCGCACAAGCAGCAGCAGGCCCAGAGGCCUAG
This is a messenger RNA of Fulvia fulva, 444 nucleotides long. RefSeq names its product Single-stranded DNA-binding protein RIM1, mitochondrial. Lineage: Eukaryota; Fungi; Ascomycota; Dothideomycetes; Mycosphaerellales; Mycosphaerellaceae. Gene Ontology annotation, cellular component: mitochondrial nucleoid. The record is from RefSeq and is a predicted model, not a curated record. Bases 1 to 444 code for a protein of 147 amino acids. Gene Ontology annotation, biological process: mitochondrial DNA replication; positive regulation of helicase activity. The transcript has 3 exons. Gene Ontology annotation, molecular function: single-stranded DNA binding.